AACCUCGUGGUUUUUAAAACUUUCCCUCCGUGGAGUGGAAUAGCGGCUAGGUCGUGAUUCCUCGUCUCCCGUCCGGAAGAAGGACGGUAGAAAUAGCCAAGGGGUUUAGUUGUAUAAGCAAUCUUGGAUUAGGGAUCUUGGUUGGUCUUAGUAGUGUGGGCGGUGGAGUAGUCGUGGAAACAGGCUAGCAAGCGUGUGGAAGGAAGCGUGCAGCUUCGAAAAAAGAGGCGCUCUUCUUUCUCCUCCUUUCUUGUGUGCUCCUCUUCUCGAUUUAAGGCGCGUCGACCAGCGCCGGAGGGCUAGAGCGAGUUCUUGGCUGGGAUCUUUGUGUCGUUUGGUGGAUUCUUGACGAUCUUGGGAGGAAUCGCGGCUUUUCUUGGCGAUCUUGAGAGGAAUCGCGGCUUCUUGGCGAUCUUGAUCGCUGCAUUUGAGAGAUCGAGGGGGCUUGUGCGAUAUUUCGGGUGCCGAUGUGCUGGUGGGACGUCUAGAGCGCGUGUUUCUGGUCUAUUGUCCGAGGUAGCUUGGCAGUCGAUCGCGCAAUGGCGGCGGGACACAACGAGACGGAGCUCGUCCGCACGCUCAAGCAGAUCAUCGAGCUGCGGGGCUUGAAGCAGCAGAGGCGAUCGUCGGCUGCCACGGACACCGUGACGCUGUUUGGAAAGAAGCUCUCGGUCGGUGGCGGCGGCGGUUCUUCCUUGGAGGAAUCCUCCACCGACAAGAUACAACUCUCCGAGAAGCUUCCGCCCAGUGCCAUCGUGCAUCUCAAGGAGCUUUAUGAGCAGCGUCUCAAGCGAAAAGCCGCGCCGUGUCACAGCGCGCGCUCCGCCGAGAAUGGGGACGCGUUGACGCUGCCUUUGUUGGGCUCGAUCCAGGACGUCGGUAUCAAGCGACAGCGGAUUGGUGUCCAGGCAGCAGCAGCGACCGAGGACGUGAGGCCCAUCUUUUACGAAAUCCAGAGCGAUCUCGCCGCGGAAAAAGAGAGAGCCGAGGUGGCAAAAGGGGCUCCUCUCACACUCUUUUACAAUGGGAUGGUCUAUGUCUUUGACGACGUCACGGACGAUAUGGCCCAGGCGAUUAUGAUCUUGGCAGGAAAUGCGACGUGCUCGUCGGCCUCCCACACCGAAAAGUUCCUCGCGAGCGCCGCAAAGGACGCCAAGCCCGCUGCCGCCAUGCCUUCCUUUACUCUGGCGGAUCUCCCACAGGCGAGGAAGGCUUCUCUUCACAGAUUCCUCGAGAAGCGAAAGGACAGACUCUUUGCGAAGUCUGACAAGGAGAGCGUCUCGUCUUCCAAGCCCAAGACUCCGCCCCGUUCGCCACCGAGGAAGCAGCACCACCUUCUUCGGGAGAUGAUCCAACCGCCGUCUUUUCUCCAAAUCUACUAAAAAAUCGAGGCCAAGCUCUCGAUCGAUCGAUCGACUAUCAGACAAUUUUGAUUCGUGCUUUUUCUUUUCUCUUUUCUUCUUCUGUUUGACACUUGUGAUUGUGAAUAUGACCAAAACACACACUUAGCAUACGCAAUUCUUUCAUGGAAUAAAGAAAAGAUGGUCGAAGCUAA
This is a messenger RNA of Selaginella moellendorffii, 1555 nucleotides long. RefSeq names its product protein TIFY 10c. Gene Ontology annotation, biological process: regulation of defense response; response to wounding; regulation of jasmonic acid mediated signaling pathway. NCBI's taxonomy places the organism in Eukaryota, Viridiplantae, Streptophyta, Lycopodiopsida, Selaginellales, Selaginellaceae. Gene Ontology annotation, cellular component: nucleus. Bases 540 to 1382 code for a protein of 280 amino acids. The transcript is spliced from 5 exons. The record is from RefSeq and is a predicted model, not a curated record.